This is a messenger RNA of Drosophila grimshawi, 572 nucleotides long. RefSeq names its product 60S ribosomal protein L35. The transcript has 3 exons. The coding region runs from base 78 to 449 and encodes 123 amino acids. Gene Ontology annotation, molecular function: structural constituent of ribosome; mRNA binding. Gene Ontology annotation, cellular component: cytosolic large ribosomal subunit; ribosome. Lineage: Eukaryota; Metazoa; Arthropoda; Insecta; Diptera; Drosophilidae. Gene Ontology annotation, biological process: translation; maturation of LSU-rRNA from tricistronic rRNA transcript (SSU-rRNA, 5.8S rRNA, LSU-rRNA). The record is from RefSeq and is a predicted model, not a curated record.
UUGUUUGCGUUGAAGCAGCCCUCGUUGUGUUGCACACCGCCCUAGUUCUUUCUUUUUUGACGUGACCAGCAAGAAAAAUGGGUAAAAUCAAGUGCUCCGAAUUGAGAACCAAGGACAAAAAGGAGCUCACCAAGCAAUUGGAUGAGCUCAAGAAUGAGCUGCUCAAUUUGCGUGUGGCCAAAGUCACCGGCGGAGCCCCAUCCAAGCUCUCCAAAAUUCGCGUUGUGCGCAAGGCCAUCGCACGCGUCUACAUUGUGAUGCACCAGAAGCAGAAGGAGAAUCUGCGCAAGGUGUUCAAGAACAAGAAGUACAAGCCACUGGAUCUGCGCAAGAAGAAGACCCGCUCCAUGCGUAAGGCUCUGUCGUCGCGCGACGCCAACCGCAAGACGCUGAAGGAGAUCCGCAAGCGUUCCAUCUUCCCGCAGCGCAAAUUCGCCGUCAAGGCAUAAAGAAAAAACUGCAGUGUUCUUGUUACUAUCUAAUUACUGCUAGUAAUUCUCCUGAAAACAACAAAACAACAACAAAUGCGAAAGUAAUAAGAAUAAAACCUUUUUUUUUUGGAAAUGUGAUUU